Messenger RNA from Cladocopium goreaui, 903 nucleotides. Lineage: Eukaryota; Dinophyceae; Suessiales; Symbiodiniaceae. The record is from the annotation of a GenBank genome assembly.
AUGCACGGAUUUCUAGGGUUUGUGGGUGCCAUGGUUUUGAAAGCGGUCGACGAAUUGAGUGAUGAUGGCGGCCAUGCCCCAAAUACUACGUCAAGUGUGCCUAGCCCAGUGCCAAAGAAACCUGCUGGUAAGGCCAAACCGAAAGCCAAACCAGAGACAAAAAAAAAGGGUUUGAAACGCCCAGCUAGCUCUGUUGAAGCCACCCCUGAUGGAGAAGGAGAGCCCGCAGGAACUGAUACCAAGGUCCCAGACCCCAAGCGCAAGCCAUCACUGAGAAAACCGGCCUCAGAGGGAACGGGAACCGGGAAGGAAAAGCCCUUGACAAUCCGCAAGAACUACUACAAGAAGGAUGACCGCUAUGGGUUUGUGGUCGGGCAGCGUGAAGUGGCCAUUCGAGAUGAGCUGCGGCGAUCCAAGGGCGAUGACAGCAUGAUCCAGGCGGCCAUCGAGAAGCUCCCUAAGGCUUCAGGAGAAGAAGCAGGCGAAGCCGGCGAAGCCGGCGAAGAUGAGGCGAUGGAUUUGUUAGAAGGGGAAGAAGAAGAAAAUGAAGUGGAUGAUGUGGAGGAAGGAAUGCAAUGGGCUGAUGGCAUUUUGCCAGAACACCUCUACAUGUUUGCCUGCAUUCCUGAGAGUACCGCUGUCGAAGUCAACUUGGCCGACCCUUCCAUUGAAUGGAACCCAGUAGAAGACGCUGAUGACAGCAUCAAAGCCUUGAUGCGUUGGCUCUAUGACUAUCAUGUUUUGUUUUUGGGUGACAAAACUGUUUGUUGCUACGAGCAGAAUGUGUUUUUUGUUUCGAGCGCGUGUUUCGAAGCCUGCCCUGGGCACACCUGGGGUGCUCAACUUGAUGUUUUUGAUGUUUGGAAGCAGCAAAAGGCUGUGUUUCUUUUCUGCUUGAGCUAG